AUGUGGCUUGUUCACGAACAUGUGGCGGAAACAGGCGACAAGCUCAUGGGUACGUGCAAUUUACGGCGUGGCUUAUCCCCACUCCAAACAGAGAUCGAGGCAUUGAUAUGGGCUAUGCAAUGUAUGUUACGACAAAAAAAGUUAAAGAUAGUUUUCGAAACGGACUGUUUCAAUGUGGUGAAGAUUGUGUCUAAACUUGAGGAGUGGCCAAUUUUUGCAACCAUACUAGAUGAGUUUUGCAGGUGUAAAGUUGAGUUCAUCUCUUUUUCCAUUGUGCACAUAAUAAGGACGAACAACACGAAGGCAGACAAGUUAGCACAAAGAGCUCGAGCUCUAUCUAGGCCUUGA
Molecule: messenger RNA, 348 nt
Organism: Microthlaspi erraticum
Lineage: Eukaryota; Viridiplantae; Streptophyta; Magnoliopsida; Brassicales; Brassicaceae
Source: the annotation of a GenBank genome assembly